Messenger RNA from Ustilago hordei, 3366 nucleotides. RefSeq lists its product as uncharacterized. The record is from RefSeq and is a predicted model, not a curated record. The transcript has a single exon. Gene Ontology annotation, biological process: DNA-templated transcription; regulation of DNA-templated transcription. Bases 1 to 3366 code for a protein of 1121 amino acids. Gene Ontology annotation, molecular function: zinc ion binding; DNA binding; DNA-binding transcription factor activity, RNA polymerase II-specific. Lineage: Eukaryota; Fungi; Basidiomycota; Ustilaginomycetes; Ustilaginales; Ustilaginaceae.
AUGCCUUCCUCUUCCCAUCCAUACCGCUCAGCGGCGCACCAACUUCAGCAUCCAGAACACGCCUCAUACUCACCCUCACCUCGAUCCACACCACUAUACUCAACAACAGGACGCACAUCACACGCGUAUCGCAGUGCCUCCAACGCUUCCAGUCCCGAAGCUUUCGGCGACCAUAACUCCAAGAGGAGCGGACACGACCAUUACCCCACCUCAUCCUCUGGCCAUUCAGCACCUCGCACAUCCAUCGACCCCCCGGAUACAUCGCCGCAAAGCGGUACCUCAGCAUCCAAACGUCGCAAACAGUCCAACGACUCGCCCGCCAUCCCAGCUUCUUCUCGCUCUCCAGCACUGAACCCGAAGAUUGCAUCGGCCAACACACCCGAGGCAGACACCAGCAACAUAGACUCGAAACCAUCCACUCGAGUUGCAAAAGCUUGCCAACCCUGCAGCGCCAAGAAGCGUAAAUGCGAUGGUCGACAACCCGAAUGCUCCGUCUGUCAAGUAUUGCGUACUCCAUGCACGUACAAUCAUACAGGGUUGAAACGUGGGCCGCCCAAAGGCUUUCGUUCCAGUCCGAAAGAGUCGGCGAAGGCCAAGCUUAUUCGUACGCUGGAGACUACCAUUCGUGACUUGGUGAAUCAUUUGGGAAAGGAGGAUGCUGGUGCACAGAUUCUCCGUGUUUCUGCACACAGAGAGCUGAGUAUUGCUGAUACAAAGACGGAGAAGAAGCCUGAUCCAGGCGAUGGAGCCAAGGGAAGCCGUCGCCCGGCUAUGGCUGAGGAUAGGUCAGCUGCAAGGAUCAAGAUCGAGCAUCUCACCUCUACCUCAUCUACUUCCUUUGGCAAUGCAAGGCAUUCUGAUAGCGAAGCUGAUGAUCCAGCAGCAGAAGCGGAGGAAGAUGUAAUUGGUGAAACUCGUCAAGGUGAACUGGUCUAUCGUGGAUCUAGCUCAGGCAUUGGAAUCUUGCAACGUCAACAUCGCGCCGAGUCACCUUCUGCAGCUAUCGGUAUUGGUGCUACACGAUCAGUCGCUUCGAGCUCCUCAGCGCCCUUCGGUGGACGAUCUGGUGAUGAUCGAGGUCCAGUAGACGUAAAGCCCCCUGUCUUUCUACCUAUCUCGUCGCCACGACCUGUCGGUGAUGCAGAAACAACAAGCUCACAACAAGACCGUUCUCCACGCCCAUCAGGUCUCACACCUCGCAAAGACGCAGCCAAUUUACAAAGCCUCUACCCUGGCUCUAGCCGCGAUGGUCGUCCAUCCACUGGCACCACCACUGAAGAUCCGGUCGUGUCAGACCAAGAAACCGACCGUCUCUUCCGCUACUAUUGGCAAGGAUUUCAUCCGUUCUACCCUAUCCUGUACAAGCCCUGGUUCGUCACCUUCUCGCGGGAAGAACUUCGAUCGAACCUCGAUUCGAGCUUACUCUAUGCUAUCUACGCGAUCGCCGCUUGCGUUGUCCCUGGCAACGCCUCUGCCUUUAACACUGCGAGUGAUAGCGAACCGUCGCUUCACAAACUUAACCUUGACCGAGUGCAGUCUUUCUGUCGGGCAGCUGAACGACAUGUCCUCGCCAAAGGAUUGCGACCGGAUAUAGCUUCGAUUCAAACUUGUUGGCUGCUCAGCCUCUACUCUCAUGGAACAGGGGAUCUUUCAAGAGCAUGGAACUUCUCCAACUUAGCUAGCUCGAUGGCGGUCGAUAUGGGUUUGCAUCGCUGGCCGAUCUAUCGACCUGAGAUCGUACAAGAUCGUGUGCAGAGGGAGACGAGGAUAAGGAUUAUAUGGCAUUGUUAUAUUGUGGAUAAGCUGUUAUGUGCAGAGAUGGGGAGACCGGUGGGGUUGAGGGCCAAGGAUAUUGAUGUGCCACUAUUGUCAGAGGCGGAAGAGGAUGAGUUUGAGUUGUGGUCGGAUCAGACUGAGAUGCAACACGUAGAUCAAGGUGGGGCAAGGCGUGCUACAGCCACCUCUGGUUCGGCUCCUCGACGAUUGCAUGCUCCAUCAUGUUUAAAUUGGGGCGUGCAUCUAUUUAAGAUCGUCGAACGCAUCCUCGAUGAAGUUCACUCCCUUCGACGCAAAGCUUUGCUGAGAAAACAAGGCAAAGAACAAGUCCGAACCGACCUCGACGGACAACUUACAGAAUGGAAACUCAAACUCCCCCCUCACCUCCAUCUCGACGAUGACCGAACACAAGAUGGACCAUUCCCUUCCUUCUUCGCCCUCAACCUAUGGUACUAUACCGCUCGACUCCUCCUCCAUCGUCCUUUCAUUCCUCAAGAAGAAGGUCUAUCCAUGUCAAAAGUUCUCGAAAAUGAUUCUCAUCGACAAUCAACACUCGCAGCCAACACCAUCUGCGAUUUACUCGAAGCGACGUCUAGAGAUAUCGUCGAUAGGUUAUCGACAGAUCUGGGAUACUGUCUGUUUACGGCGGCGGUGAUGUUUGUGUUCAAUGCAAGGCUGCCGGAUGGCAAGAUCGCGGUGGAUGCAAGGAGAAGGUAUGGAUUGUGUAUGCAGUGGUUGAAGAAGUUAGCUGAUACAUGGCCUGCUGCAUCGGCGCACAGGUUGUUGUUGGAUGGAUUUGCGGUUGUUGGUGAGGAUGCGUCGAAGCAGGGUGCGCGGGUGGAGGGAGGGAGGAGAGGGAGUGCGGUGCGGGUUGGGGGUGGGGUGGCCAAGGUUUCGAGUUGGAUUGCGGAGACGGAGGCGUCGAUCGGUGAUGCUGAGGCGAAAAAGUCGGGACGAGGUGAAGGAGGCAAACGCGGUGGUAAUGCUGAGAAGGGAGAGGGUCAGGAUAAUGGUAAUGGUGAUGUUGUCGAGGCAGCUCUACCGAUGCAAGGGUUCGCUGAUGGAGUAAGUCUCGGGUUUGCAGGCAACCAGUCGAAUGUCGGUGGUAUGCCGUCGGUUGACUUCGCACCAGGCAUCUUUGACGUCGAAUCGUUCUUCUGGAACGAGAAUGCGGCCUCUGCUUCCAAUCUGAUGGGUACGAACUUCAACUCUCUUCCGCCUAACACGGUGCUUCCACAGCAACAGCAGCAAGGGUUGCCUCAGCAGAACAUGGCUUAUGGAUUCGAUCUCAAUAACUUUUCUCUCGGCGCUGGCGUUGCAAUGCAACCCAACGCACAGGCAAUGCCGUAUCCAUCAGGGGACGGCUAUACACAGCAACCACGCCUCGCACAACCGCAGCAACAGCAUGCACGGAGUAAUGCGAUGCAGCAGAGCAACGCUGCGCCACCUGUGCCUGUAUCGCAGAACAACACCAAUGCAGCAACUGCAGGAGGAUUCAACACAUCUCCAUUCGCAUUCAACCCAACCACCCAAAACAUUGGCGAGUUUUGGAGCAUGUUAGAGCUUCCACCUGCUUUCUUACAGCAAUGA